ACACGACCGCUCCGCACGCACUCCCCCCACCCCGCUCGCUCGUCCUCGUCCUAUUCGUCCUCAUCCCAUUCUGUCAAAUUUCUUCGUACAGUGAUCGCGUAUGUUUCGUCGUCAGCUAUUUGGAUCAAUGAUUUUGUAUUUGUUAUGAUCAGUGACCAUACUUCGAAUAACAACAUCGACGGCUAUAUACGAUCGUGUAAAGACAAGGUUAAAGUGACGGUGGCCAAGUGUUGUUGCGUAAAUAAUUGAGCAACCGGCGGUCGUAUCCACGACGAAAUGAACCGCUUUUUCGCAAAAUAGUCUAGAUAAAGUCUAGAGUGGUGUGUGACAGUGCGGGACCGAUGCGUAUUUUACGCCCUUGCUUUAUUUUAUUGCUAUUUAGUGAUCGAGAGUGACAAUCAUGGGGUCCACGGGGCUGACUUUGGCAGAUUUACCAAACAUUUUUAUAAUGCUAGGUGCUUUAGUUGCUUUGUUCGUGAUGCUAGUCAUACUUCUUAGGAACAUGGAAGUGAUCGGCAUAGUGGGCGAGGGCGGCGAGGCGCGCGGGCGGGCGUGGGCGCGCAGCAUGCCGCCCCCGCGCGUGCUCAUGCAGCGCGUGCACAUACCCUUCACCUUCAAGCUGGUCGAGAACCUGCCCGUCUCUUACUCGGGCGUGGAGUGUGUGGUGUCGUCUCGCGUGCGCUACUGGCGUGCGAGCUGGUGGGGCGCGCCCGUGCGCGACCUGCACCUCGCGCUGUGGGCCGCACUGCCCGACAUCCUCGCCUGCGACCACCUCAGCUUCGAAAAAUUCGGUCCGCACGAGGAGCGGCGCGUGCGGCUGGCCACGGAGAAGCCGCCCGCGCUGGGUGCUCCGCCCCGCUCCCGCUACCCCCUGGUGGUGGUGCUGGCGCGCGACUUGCGCGACACGCACCGUCUGCGCCCCGACGACACGGUGGCGCUCGUGAGCGUGGUGCACAUCCGCGACGAGCAGUGCGCGCUGCCCAGCGGCGUCAUCGCGCAGUACCUCAAGCAGGCCAACGGCCACCUCUCCUGCCUCAAGCAACUGUACGUGUCGGGCGAGGUGGGCCCUGUGGGCGCGCUGGACGCCGUGGACGCGCUGGACGCGGUGGACGCGAUGGACGCGGGCGAGUGCGCGCUGUGCUGCGUGUGCGCGUCCGCCCCGCUGUCGCGCGCGCUGCUGCCGUGCCGACACGCCUGCCUGUGCGCGCGCUGCCUGCCGAAGCUGGAGAAGUGCCCCAUCUGCCGCAGCGACAUCACCAGCUACUUCUGUCUGCGCAACGAGGAGGAGCCGCACGCGGACCGCAAGCCGCGCCUCGCGCUCAACCGCCGCCUGCUCGACCUCUUCCACUACCACUAGCCGGACCUUGUUGUGGUGUGUGUGAGGUGCGGCACAAAGACAUUAGUGUACGUUGUUGUGAGGAGCAGUCCGCGGGCCCCGCAGCGCCCUGCGCGGGCCAAAUUAUUUGUGAUAUUUUUUUGCCGACCGACCGACUGGUUAUUUAUUCGAUUGUGCAAUAAAAUCCGCAGUCACCACUGACACUUACCGAUCACUGGACUUUCCUUGAGGUCCUCCAGCCCCGCCCCGAGCCCCGCCCCGAGCCCCGCCCCCGGCCCCGUGUUAUGUAUGAACAAAAUGAGCUAUUCUGUGAUUUAACACAUUCAUAUCAUAGUUAGCUCAAAAAACCUUGUGGUGAAUAAAUACUUUAGAAACCACU
This is a messenger RNA of Papilio machaon (common yellow swallowtail), 1715 nucleotides long. RefSeq names its product cell growth regulator with RING finger domain protein 1. The transcript has 7 exons. The record is from RefSeq and is a predicted model, not a curated record. Bases 401 to 1357 code for a protein of 318 amino acids. Gene Ontology annotation, biological process: negative regulation of cell growth. Lineage: Eukaryota; Metazoa; Arthropoda; Insecta; Lepidoptera; Papilionidae.